Molecule: messenger RNA, 2061 nt
Organism: Sodiomyces alkalinus F11
Lineage: Eukaryota; Fungi; Ascomycota; Sordariomycetes; Glomerellales; Plectosphaerellaceae
Exons: 11
Coding region: 1-2061 (686 amino acids)
Source: RefSeq, a predicted model, not a curated record
AUGGGUGGUGAAGAGGAGUCCAAGCGGUAUCGUAUCGUUCAGUUAAUGGAAGAGGAGUGGUCGUUAGGUAUUUGGUACGUUGACAGCGACAUGGACAAGUUAUCAGGCAAGUAUACUGGGGAUCUUGGUCUUGGGAUAUCAUCUUCCGCUUCACAGCUGCAUGUAGCCCACAACGCAACGCCUUCAGUAGCUGAGAAGCCCAUUUGCUCAUGUGCUGCCCAUCGGCGGGCGUCUGUCGCCAUUGCCGCUACUGCUACCUGCUACCUGCUACUGCACCCGGCCUGCGACCUCUUCGCUUCCUCCGAAUCCUCGGCACCCAUUAGUCCAACGUACAAUGUGAGGCGCUGGAAUGGAUCCAAAUGGAUAAACGUGUCGAAACGAAGCAUUGGAAAGGGACGUUGGACCUCCAAGGGCCUGAUCCUGAGCUGGGGAUAUGAUUUUCAUUCACUGUCACUGUCACUGUCACACGCCCCCUUCGGCGCAGCGCCCAGACUCGGAAGACCCAGGAAGUCGCAAGUCUCUCUCCAGCCAGUGCCGCUUUCCCCUCCACAACUCGACUCCACCCUCCUGUCUUCGCCCCGUCCACGCCAACGCCCGCCCCUCCCUCCCCUCCUUUUCCACUCCAAUGGCGAAAAUGGGAACCAUGCCAUGCGCAAAGCCUUUACAAAGAUCCUAUUGCCCGCGCCGCCCCCCGUCUCGCCACAACUCCCGGUCAUGCCGCCACAACUGCUCCCGGCCUCGGCGGCCGCCUUUGCCCCGAGGGCUUCUUCCGUUAACGUUGUUCUCGGAUCCAGAGUCGAGCCCUGGUUGACACAAACCCUCAAACGCAUCAACCGAGUAAAGCGACCUCUCAACAGCAUUCCGCAGCACCAAAGAUGUCUGACCGAAACCUUGUCCUCAACCAAUGCCAUCUGGAAUCUGGCUGCUCUCAUGUUGCCGAAGGCCCCGGAGUCGGAACUCCGUCAGGACGACAAUCCCUUGGUCGAGGCCCUCUGCAACUUCCAACUCGUCCAUAUCCAGGCCUACAUCGUACAUGUCGACAUGGUCCUACGAAACGAGGUCGCCUUCAAGCUGACCCCCGACACCAUCGAUGCUCUGGUCGAGUACCACGAGGAAACCCACUGCGUCGACGCCAAGGCGAACACCCACGACUGGGCCGAGAAGGACCAGCAGUGCAAGAAGCUCCACGAGGACUUUGUCCAAGCCAUCAACAAGUUUGUGUUCCGCACUCAUGUCAGCGCCUUGGAGGGUCUCGAGGAGGAGGGCGCCGGCGAGCUGCUCUGCGGGAAGAGUGAGGAGGUCAGGAGCCAUAUCAUGGGUCUCAUGAAGCCUCUGUUGGCCCCGCCACCGAGGGUAGUCGAUGUCAUUCGUCAAGCCCCGCUGCUCCCGAGCUCCCCGGCCGGCGCCUCCAUGUGGUCUCAGUCGCAACCCACACCGCAUUCGCACCCGCACACGCACACGCACACGCACACAAGCCUCCCCGCAGUUGAUCCGUGGAGAAUACUACCGUCAAGUCCUAGCGUAACAUCCGUGUCGCAAGACUCGGUCACCACCCCCGUCUGGACCAACUUGGCGCUGUCCGAGACGCAAGUGCCGUCACCGACCCCUGCUUUCAGCGAGCCAUUCUCUUCCGCCGGUUACUUCUACAGCUCGCCCCUCGUGAUGGCACCUAUCCCGGCGCUUCCUCUGCCCAGCACCUUCACCCCGCAAUGCGGCAUCGGCAUGGGCUACGGAGGCUUCGGAUGGGACCGGUAUCCGGACACCAGCCACUACAUCGGACAGUCACCAUCCCGUCACCACGACCUCAUGAUCAUGUGUCUGGCAUCCCUUUUUUUCUUCUCCUUUUUUACGGCGUUUGGCAUCAUCAGGGAGCGAACGGUGUUCGAGGUCUCCAAGCGUUUUGAUUUCGGUCUCGUUUCCUUGUUCGCGCUCAUCAUGGGAGACUGUAUCAGAAACCGCGAGCUCGGUCACAAGCUUCUCUCAUUAUCUCGACACUUCAUGGGCUGGGUCCGGAACGGUUUAUUCUGCGUGCAUUUACAACUGGCAUACAGGAGGCCUUGA